This is a messenger RNA of Phycomyces blakesleeanus NRRL 1555(-), 1593 nucleotides long. RefSeq lists its product as hypothetical. The record is from RefSeq and is a predicted model, not a curated record. Gene Ontology annotation, biological process: proton transmembrane transport. The coding region runs from base 81 to 1460 and encodes 459 amino acids. Gene Ontology annotation, molecular function: proton-transporting ATPase activity, rotational mechanism. Gene Ontology annotation, cellular component: vacuolar proton-transporting V-type ATPase, V1 domain; fungal-type vacuole membrane. NCBI's taxonomy places the organism in Eukaryota, Fungi, Mucoromycota, Mucoromycetes, Mucorales, Phycomycetaceae. The transcript is spliced from 12 exons.
GUUUCGCUUUGACUCUCUUCCAAAAAAAAAGCGAAAGAAAGAAAGAAACAACUCAUUCGUGCAUUUCAAUCUUCAUUCCAAUGCUGUUCGCCCAAAAUUUACCUGAGACCGAAACAUCUGGAAUUACAAGUGUCUUGGUUCGCGAAGACCUUGUUAGUGAUGUAACACUUACUGUCAUUUCGCAUCCUUAUCUCGAUGAUCUUCUCGAGAAGAUCAGAGGAGAAGCUGUUCCAUGGUCUGAUUAUAAGGGAGCCGGGCUUAUUACAGAGGAUGAGGUGGCAAUGAUCGCCCAUGUGGAGAAUAAGUCUUCAGAAGAAAUAUCAAGCGCUAUGUCAGAGCAUGGAAUUCAUUAUGCAGCCAUGUACCUUUCGCUCAUUCAUAAGUUGGCACGCGUAGAUGCAAUUCAAAAGGUUUUGAUAUUGAUUCAUGACAUGAUACAUGACCAUGAUGAACGUAUCCAACUAUUUCAUGAGGCAAGUAAGGGGAAGGAAGGCUUCCCUUUCACUCCAUUUCACAGAGCACUGCACAUAAACGAUGAGUUUAUUACCAUUCAGUCGAGUAAGAUCUUGACUAUGUUGAUAUGCUCUUCUCCAAAACAAGAUCCCAAUAUCAAUGAAUUUUUCCGCAACAUUACAUUUCAGCUUCAGAGCAGACAGGCUCACACAGUAGAACUUAAUAUCCAGAUUCUAAAUGCGUUGUUUCAUAUUCCUCCUUACAGAAUGAUAUUUUGGGAUACAUUGCAUGCCAUGAAUUCGCUGGUAAAUGUACUCAAACGAGGUAGUUCCAAUCCACAAAAAGUAUACGAGACAUUAUUUGCUAUUUGGCUUCUUACCUUUGAGAAGCAAAUUUCUACUCAUUUGAACGCUAAAUACGAUGUCAUUCCCACCUUGAUUGAUAUUGCCAAGUCAGCAGUCAAAGAAAAGAUUAUUCGCAUAGUUGUAGCUAUAUUCAAGAACUUCAUUCAACUUGCACCAAAAUCCAAUCUUUCGGCAAUGCUCGUAGCCAAGUUGUUACCCUUUGUUGAGCACUUGGGCACACGUAAAUGGUCUGAUCAGGAUAUGAAGGAUGAUAUUGGGUUUAUCCAAACAGAGCUUCAAGGCAGUUUUCAAAGCAUGACUACAUUUGAAGUCUAUGCGUCCGAACUUGAGACCGGUAAGCUGGAAUGGUCACCUCCCCACAAAUCCGAGAAUUUUUGGCGUGAGAAUGCUAGUCGGUUGGACGAAGAAGGCCACAAGCUACUAAAAAUCCUGGCCCGUCUGUUGAGCUCUUCUUCCCCUCUUGUGCUUGCUAUUGCAUGUCAUGAUCUUGGCCAAUAUGUUAAAUAUAGACCAACAGAAGGAAAACAACUCUUGCAGAGCAUUGGUGCCAAGCAACGAAUUAUGAAGCUUAUGACGCACGAGGAUCCCGAUGUCCGUUAUUACGCCCUAUCUGCUACUCAAAAAUACUUUGCUAUGGUCUAAUGCAAGUCUUCUUUCGUCGAUUAUAUAACAAAAACAAAGAAGGAAAAGAAAUAAAUAUUAUGCGCUCUUAUUAUUAUGGAUACAAUUGACUGCUUAAUAAUAAUAAUAAUAAUAAUACGAUAUUAUAAGCCGU